GUAAAUGAAAUCUUGUGGUGGUUGUUGUUUGAAAUGCACAGAUUGCAUUUUCCCCCUAAAAUGGCGGCAAAGGGACCGCUCCUGUAAUCCGCAGAGAUCUGAACCUUAGACCUCAAACCGCUGAAGCGCACAUCGAGAGGAGCGGAAAGCAGUCGCUCGGCCGCGCGCUCCGCCCCGAGAGCCGCCGAACAGCGCCACAGCUCCAAAGGUCACAGGUUUAUGCAAAGCACUGAAACGCGAUGCGGAUCCCAUGAGAGGGGAAGAGUUUAAAAACAGAGGCACUCGAGAGCCGAUAAAAAAAAAAGCCGAAGCGCUGAGGGACCGGAGUCGGGAGAGUGUCCCCACACAGAAUGGCGAUCAGUAUCCGCCAUUUGGCGAGUGUGGCCGUGUGUCUGCAGUGCCUGCGGGUCCCGGCGCAGGGCGGGCGGCUGCUGGUGGUGCCGGUGGACGGCAGUCACUGGCUCAGUAUGCGGAUACUGGUGCAGGAGCUCCACGCGCGGGGACACCACAUCGUCGUCGUCUUUCCCGAAAACAAUCUGGUGAUCCACAGGGCCCCCGAGUACAGCAGCAAAACCUUCCGCACCGCCUACAGCAAACAGCACGUGCGGGACAUCUACCGGAGUCUGAUCCGAUUCCCCUUCAUCAACGGCACUUUUUUCGAGCGGUUCUCGGAAAACCUGAGGCUGAUCCAGAAGUUCUCCGACUUCUUCCUGAUCACCUGUGAGGGGCUCCUGCGGGACUCGGAGCUGCUGCGGGAGUUGGCGGAGGGCGAGUUCGAUGCGCUGUUCACUGACCCCUUCAGUCCCUGCGGCUCCAUCGUGGCCGCGCACCUCUCGCUGCCCUCCGUCUUCCUCCUGCGGGGAGUGCCGUGCGGGUUGGAUUACGAGGCCGCGCAGUGUCCCAGACCGCUCUCCUACGUCCCGCGGCAUUUCACCGGCAACGCCGACCGAAUGAGCUUCUCACAACGGGUCCAUAACGUGUUGGGCCUCGUAAUGGAAUCGGUAGUUUGUCACGUUACCUACUCCCGGUUUGACGAGUUGGCCGCCAGGUUCCUGCAGAAGGAGGUGACGGUGAAGGAGCUGCUGAGCCGCGGCGCCAUCUGGUUACUGAGGUUUGACUUUGUGUUCGAGUAUCCGAGACCUCUGAUGCCAAACAUGAUCCUCGUGGGGGGUAUGAACUGUAAGGACAGGAAACCUUUACCUGAGGAGUUAGAAGAAUUCAUGAACAGUUCUGGAGAAUAUGGAGCAGUGAUCUUCUCCUUGGGGUCAAUGGUUUCUGAUGUGCCUAUUGAGACAGCUGAUCAGAUCGCAGAGGCAUUGGGUCAAAUUCCUCAAAAGGUUCUGUGGAGGCACACAGGAGUAAAACCAUCCACACUGGCACCAAAUACAAAGCUGAUGAAAUGGAUGCCACAGAACGACCUACUGAGACAUCCAAAAACACGUGCAUUUAUCUCCCAUGGAGGAAUGCAUGGGAUCUAUGAGGCCAUCUGUGCUGGUGUACCAAUGGUAUUGGUCCCAUUGUUUGCUGACCAAUUGGAAAAUGUACUACGAAUAAAGAACCAAAAUGCUGGUAUCCUCAUUGAUUUAAAAAAUAUGAGCUCUCGGGAUCUAGUUGAAGCAUUGAAUACAGUCAUCAAUGAUACCAGGUACAAAGAAAAUAUGAUGAGGCUGUCGUCACUGCACAAGGAUCAACCAGUGAAACCCCUGGACCUUUCUGUCCACUGGGUGGAGUUUGUGAUGAAACACAAAGGGGCAGAACAUUUACGCCCAGCAGCCCAUGAGCUUAACUGGAUCCAGUAUAACUGUCUAGAUGUCAUUGGAUUCCUGCUCGCCAUUGUGCUAGUGUCUUUUUAUCUGAUGAUUAAAUGCUGCACAGUAUGUUAUCGAUGUCUGGGCCGAACAAAAAAACAAGAAAAGAAAAAAUCUGAUUGAGAUGAUGAAGAACUUUCAAGCAAUCAGUAGUUCAGUGAUUAUUAAUUCCUAUAACCUCCAACUUCCUAAAUUUGAUUACAUAUUCCAUUUAAUCAAACCUCUCCUGAUCAUUUAUAAUCAUUCAGUAAAGCCAUUGCCCCAGGCUGUACUGAUUUUAGGUGAUCUCAUUUGGGGUGAUAGUGGGCACUAUAACUGACCUCAGCUUGGAAAUAGAAAUAUUAAGACUUCUACUGCAGCUUGAUGCUAUUUCAGUCUUGCUGUGAAAUGUGUAGACAUGUAUUGAAUUUGACUAUACUCUGAUCAUCGCUUACAGAGAGUUGAAUAGCCUGGGCUAGGGAUCAUAAGUGAACUUUAUCCAACUUGCACAACUAAUGACCUCAGAAGUAUGUUUACACUAACAAGCACAAGGAAUCCAGCCAACUGUUGCAAAACUCUGAACAGUUUGGGCUGUGUGGCUGUCAUACACAAGGUUGGAGAUGUGGAAAGAAAUGUGUGAAUAAAUAUAAGCAAAUGAAUGCCAUGAUCAAGACUCGCAACUUGGCCUUAAUCAUUUCUCUGUAAAAUAUGAUGUUUUUAUUAAUUUCUUUUUUAAUAUUUGUCUAAGAACAUUCUGUUCUCUUUACAAUUAUAUGCUUGUCUCAAAGAUUCUAAGAGAUAAAUUUGUAUUUCAAACCCCUA
This is a messenger RNA of Callorhinchus milii (elephant shark), 2609 nucleotides long. RefSeq names its product UDP-glucuronosyltransferase 1A1. The record is from RefSeq and is a predicted model, not a curated record. Lineage: Eukaryota; Metazoa; Chordata; Chondrichthyes; Chimaeriformes; Callorhinchidae. The coding region runs from base 351 to 1931 and encodes 526 amino acids. The transcript has 5 exons. Gene Ontology annotation, molecular function: UDP-glycosyltransferase activity.